Monomorium pharaonis (pharaoh ant) is the source of this 3654-nucleotide messenger RNA. RefSeq lists its product as uncharacterized. NCBI's taxonomy places the organism in Eukaryota, Metazoa, Arthropoda, Insecta, Hymenoptera, Formicidae. The record is from RefSeq and is a predicted model, not a curated record. Gene Ontology annotation, molecular function: polyamine oxidase activity. Bases 514 to 3585 code for a protein of 1023 amino acids. The transcript has 12 exons.
UGUAGCAUAAUCCGUUGAAAACAAUGUUUGCCGGAUCUUUGCUUCCCGAAUGAUUAAUCGGUUGUCAUCGCACUCUCGACGGCCGUCCGUCGGUUCCUCCGUAGAAUAAGUUUACUUUUUACGAGGCACGAAAGAGACUUCGCGAUCGCACGUGGACACAUUUCUCAAUCCUCAGAAUUUUUCGCUGGAGGUUCUAUCCCAAAGUGUUGAAUAAAAAUUCGUUGCGAUACUCUUGCCAGCGAGAUAAAAUCAAUUAGAUGUGUGCGAAGUAAUGGUUAAUGACAUUACGCGAGACGCAACUGCCGUAAUUGGAUUAGCAGAAAAGGCGAACGCGAGGGAAGAAAAUCAAAUUACUUUUCCUCCCUUUAACUUUUUUACAAUCUCUGGAGAUUAAAUACAUUUCAUGGGAUUAAUUGCAUAUCUCGCUUCGUAGAAGGUGGGGAGAUUGUGUUUUGUCAAUGUGCCAAGAUAACAGUACAAUCCCUUUUAUUAACCGGUAAUCCGUCUAAUCCGAUGCGUUAUCUGUUUGAGCCAAUUCAAGUCUAUUUAAGGCCAUUAUUCACAUUUAUCUCCGACAAUACGCAGAGACGUUCUUUCAGCAGUGCGGCGAGAUUGUUUGACGCAGUACAGCAGUCGUCAGGAGCUCUCGAUAUGCCGAAGGAAACGAGAGUCGUGAUUGUCGGAGCGGGCGCAGCUGGUAUCGCAGCUGCCUCGAGAUUGUUGCAGAGGGGAAUGAGCGAUUUUGUGAUACUGGAAGCCAAUGACAGAAUCGGUGGCCGAAUAUACACCAAGAACUUCGGUGAACAUGUGGUGGAUCUCGGAGCUCAAUGGGUUCAUGGACAAUCUGGAAAUGUGGUGUAUGAACUUGCCUCCAAACACAAUCUGCUGAGUUCAUUUAUUGCUCUACUUGACCCUAGCAGACAUGAAUUUGCUAAUAUUAAUGGUGAAAUAAUACCCAAUGAAGAAAGUACUGAAGCCUUGAUGAUUUACUUUAAUAAUAUGAAUAAAAUGAAACAGAUAGAAUUGAAAGAGGAAGAGGGAUCUUUUGGGGAUUACUUCAUAAGAGAAUAUUAUAAAGCUUUUGAUGAGAAGCCAUUCACGAAUCGUGCUCGAAUUGCUGAAUAUUUAUCUUGGAUAGAAAAGAUGGAAAACUCUAUACAGUGCAGCGAUUCAUGGUUUGACGUCUCCGCAAAACGUUUGACAGAAUAUUGGGAAUGCGAGGGCGAUCCUACUUUGGAUUGGAAGAAUCGUGGUUAUAAGACAAUUUUUGAUUUAUUAUUGCAAAAAAUUCCGAACGCAGAGGAAUGCUUACCAGUGAUGGAAAAAAUAGAGUUCGGAAAGGUUGUGGUAACUAUUAAUUAUAGCUCAGAUGAGAACGUGACUGUGAUUACCAGAGAUGGAUGCGAGUAUUCUGCGUUACAUGUAAUAUUUACUGGAUCUUUGGGCGUCCUGAAGGACAAACAUUCCACGAUGUUCGUGCCAUCUUUGUCGCAGAAGAAACAGCGCGCGAUAGAGGGAUUAAAUAUUGGAACAGCAAACAAGAUUUUCCUUGAAUUUUCACACAGAUGGUGGCCAGAGGAUAAAGUCAGCUUUAACUUUAUCUGGUCGGACAAAGAUAAGAAAUUCCUGCAAACUUACGGUCAAAAUAGAGAAUGGCUUUGUGAUGUGUUUUCAUUUUUUACUGUGGCACAUCAGCCAAAUCUUUUAUGUGCUUGGAUAGCUGGAAAAAAUGCGAGACAUAUGGAAACCUUAUCGGAUGUUGACGUACUUGACGGAUUAUAUUUAUUGUUAAAAAAAUCAUUUGAGAAACAUUACACUGUUGUGAAGCCAAUAAGAAUGUUAAGGUCUAAAUGGUACACCGAUGAACAUUUUCGAGGCUCGUAUAGUUUUCAAAGCAUGUUUUCCGAGCAAAUAGAUAUAAGACCAAGAGAUUUGGCCGAGCCAAUUGUGAAUGGAAGUAAACCUGUAAUCCUUUUCGCUGGAGAAGCCACGCAUGAUCACUAUUAUUCCACUGUGCAUGGCGCUGUAGAAACUGGCUUCCGUGAAGCGGAUAGAAUAAUCGAAUUUGAAAGAACGUGCAAUCACUUAAAUCAAUUGAUUGACAACUUCGACGAAGCAUUGCGGAUAGAGAUUGACACGAACACAAGAGGAGCGGAAAAGACGAGAGUCGUGAUAGUAGGUGCAGGAAUUGCAGGAUUGGCGGCAGCGAAAACUCUGGAGGAUGCGGGAUUUACAGAUUAUCUUCUUCUUGAAGCUCAAGAUGUAGUUGGAGGAAGAAUUUAUUCCGUUCCAUGGGAUAAUGGCUGGAUAGAUUGCGGAGCGCAAUUUUUACAUGGUGACAAAAGCAGGCUUGCUCAGUAUUGUUUAAGCAAUGAUUUACUGUCGAACAUUCAAGGCACGGAUGGCGAUGGAAUUUUCUUGCGCGACGACGGAACAAUAAUGAACGAGAGUUUGGUUCGCGAAAUCGACGAUCUCGUACGAACCGUUUCAGACGAUAUCUGCGAAUCUCGAAGACCUCUGAAGAAGCAGGAGAAUAUUGGUUCUGUCCUGAGAUGUAGAUUUGAAGAUUAUUUACACGAGAAAAAUGAUUCUCCGAUGGAGAGAAGGAUGAAAGAAGAAAUUUUUGAUUGGAACGUGCGCUUUCUUUUGGUGGAUAAUUGCUGCUAUUCAUUAGACGAUUUAUCAGCGGUUUUUUGGGGAAAGUUUAAGUACGUUGGUGGACCAGAACAUUUGCUCUUCAAGUCUGGCUAUAGUUCUUUAACGAAUCUUCUCGUUGACAAUCUGGAUAAACAAAAGGUGCGUUUAACCACUUCCGUGGAAACUAUUCACUGGCGGGACACUUUCGAUUCUCUAAAUGAUUCUCCGAUUACCGUGAAAAUUUUUGACGGGACGAAAAUUUUCGCCGAUGCGGUUAUAGUCACUUGCUCGCUCGGCUACUUGAAGGAAAAUCACAAGAAAAUGUUUCAACCGUUGUUACCGAGUCGUCUGAACGUCGCUAUUGAGAAUCUCGGUUUUGGAACGAUUAACAAAAUUUUCCUGGAUUUCGGCGAACCCUGGUGGCAAAGAAACAUCCAUGGUUUUCAGCUGCUUUGGAGCAGGAAUCUUGAUCGCCAGUCCUUACCCGAAUGGACUAAGGACGUCACAGGAUUCGACGUCCUGCCGACUCAUGCGGCCACUCUUAUAGUGUGGGUCGGCGGACGAGGAGCGUGUAUCAUCGAGGAUUUGACAGAGGAGACUAUCGCACAAGAUUGUAUGAAUCUGUUGACACGUCAUUUGCGAUGUCAUGAUAUUCCACCGGUAAAAAAAUGCGUCCGAACUAAGUGGAACGGGAAUAAAUAUGUGAGAGGCGGUUACAGCCAUAUCACUAAAAGUUGCGAGGGGGAUAACAUCUCGCCUAGAACGUUAGCUGAGCCGAUCUGGGCAACGAUGUUGCAGAAUGACACGAAGACGGAAAAGAAUGUACCAAUUAUACUGUUUGCCGGUGAAGCUACCCACGACGAAUUUUACUCGACAACGCACGGAGCUUACGAGACUGGAAUCUAUCAAGCUGAAGUAUUCUUACAAUAUCAUGUGAACACGAAAUAAAUAUAAAUUGUGACAAUAUGUAGAUAUGUAAAUAUACUAGUGUAAUAAAGUUUUUUAAAUGUUUACAUA